Messenger RNA from Fragaria vesca subsp. vesca, 8562 nucleotides. RefSeq lists its product as uncharacterized. Gene Ontology annotation, cellular component: P-body. The record is from RefSeq and is a predicted model, not a curated record. NCBI's taxonomy places the organism in Eukaryota, Viridiplantae, Streptophyta, Magnoliopsida, Rosales, Rosaceae. The transcript has 19 exons. Gene Ontology annotation, biological process: deadenylation-independent decapping of nuclear-transcribed mRNA. The coding region runs from base 1 to 8445 and encodes 2814 amino acids.
AUGGAGAUGCAAAACCCAGAAUGUUGGAGCCCUCCUCUACUACAUACAGCGCUAGUCAUACCCCUCUCAAAAAGCGUCUCACUAUAUUGGGUCUCCCCCAAAACCCUAACACUAAUCUCAACUCCGCCGCCUUCCCUAUCACGAAUGUCGAGCGAUAAGCUGCCGCAAGGACGGCAUUUGAGUGGGGUCAGUGUGGUUUACGAUGUGGAUGUUAGGCGGCCCGGGGAGUUUCAGCCGCAGCUGGGAGUUAGGUCGACGAUUACGAACUAUGAUCCUCAGCCGGUGUUGGGCCGCCAAAUUGCGGUGAAUAAGUCGUAUAUAUGCUGUGGAUUGAAACAGGGGAAUAUUCGGGUUUUGAAUAACCACACCGGAUUGGAAUGUUUGCUUCGAGCUCAUACACAGAGGGUCACAGACAUGGCUUUCUUUGCCGAGGAUGUUCACCUUUUGGCUAGUGUGAGUGUAGAAGGACGGCUUUUUGUGUGGAAAAUUUCUGAAGGUCUGGAUGAAGGAGGUACGCCACAAAUCACAGGAAAGAUUGUUAUUGCCAUUCAAAUAGUUGAUGAGGGGGAAGCUGUUCAUCCAAGAGUUUGUUGGCACUGUUCUAAACAAGAGAUUUUGUUUGUUGGGGUGGGGAAGCGUGUUCUACGAAUUGAUACUACUAAAGUUGCAAAGUGUGGAGUCCCUUCUGCUGAGGAUCCUAUCAAAUGUCCUGUUGAAAAACUCAUUGAUGGGGUUCAAUUUGUUGGUGAACAUGAUGGAGAGGUGACAGAUUUAUCAAUGUGCCAAGGGAUGACUACCACCCGGCUGGUUUCUGCUUCUAUGGAUGGAACUAUAAAGAUCUGGGAUGAUCGCAAGACACAACCACUUAUAGUACUGAGACCCUAUGGUGGCCUUCCUGUUUAUUCGUCUAUAUUUAUGACAGCUCCCAACAAACCAGAUCACAUCAUACUUGUAACAGUGGGCCCACUUAAUCGGGAAGUGAAGAUCUGGUCCUCAGCAACUGAAGUGCUUACCAGUGAUGAUGAAUCAUGGAAAUGUACCCAGACCUUAGAGUUAAAGAGCUCUGCUCAACCUCGAGUUGAGGAUGCAUUCUUUAAUCAAGUCAUAGCAUUGUCACAAGCUGGCCUUCUUUUACUUGCAAAUGCUAAGAAGGAGGCCAUAUAUGCCGUGCACAUAGACUUUGGUGGUGAGCCAGCAGCUACACACAUGGAUUACAUAGUAGAAUUUACUGUUGCAAUGCCUGUUUUGAGCUUUACGGGGACAAGUAUAUCUCCUCAUGGUGAACAAAUCGUUCAGGUUUAUUGUGUCCAGACACGAGCCAUUCAACAGUAUGAUUUGGACAUAUCGAAGUGUUUACCUCCCCCGCUGAAGAAUUCGGGAAUUAAUAUACGUAGUCCUCCUUCUUGUUCAACAGAAGCGGUCAAUGCUCAAGGAUUUAGUUGCGAAAUCGAUGAAACGGUUUUAGCAAGGGUUCCAGAUCCCUAUUAUCUGGUAUCAGAGCCUCUCGGUUCUGAGGGCGCUAUGGAGUCCUUCAACUCAUUUCGGAAGGAAAUGAUGGAGGAAUUUCGAGCCAUUAAGUUAUCCUCAGCUGCUGCUGCUGAUAAGCUCGACUCAUCACUUCUCAAGUUUGGUUCCUUACCUCCAUCUACAGGAACACCACUUCUAGCAGCACAGUUGCAAUUGGGAGCUUCAACAAGAGCUACCACCACCACAACUGCUGUUGUUGAGGGCGACUCUUCUAAUUCUGAUAUACAUGAGUCUAGUGAUGACUGUGAGGUGUUACUUGAGUUUUAUACUAGUAAGCCUAUUAUCACAAAUUCUGCUGGGAUUGUGAUGAACCCUCUUAAUGUGAGCAAGGUGAGUACUAGUGGAAGGAAGUUUGAGAAGGGAGAGUCCAGUGGAAAGGAUAAGGCUGGUCUUGGAGACACUCACAAACGUCCUCCACCAAAAACUCAGUUUUUUCAACACAGCAAUUUUGGUACCCAGCCCUUUAACCAUUCUUAUGGUUCCUAUAACACAAACUCACAACAAGUUUAUACAGGUGUUGGUCAAGGUUUUCCAACAUCCCAUUCUGUUGCUCAGAACUUUACAGGCCAAAAUUUUGCUUCGCCAAACUAUAGUCUCAUGCCAAACUUUACUCAAUACAACCCAUACACCACAAAUUUUGCACCCAACUAUGGCCCCAACCCUUUUGCAAUGCAACAUAGUGGGUACCAUAGCCAAAAUUUUGUCCAAAUGUCUAACCCUCAAUAUACAGUGGCCACUACCCCCACACCCUUACAGCAAUACCCCUAUACUAUAGGACCAUGCACAGCUCAACAACAACCACCCAGUAGUAACAGUUUUGAUCCUAACUUGCCUACUAUGAGACAAAUGAAGUUGGAGUUGCCUAAUUUCAGUGGGGGAGAUCCGGUGGAAUGGCUGAGCAAGGUGGAGCAGUACUUUGAGUUCUACCAAAUUCCAGAGGAAAGGAAGUUGCCCAUUGCUACUAUGUACCUCACAGAGAGAGCUGCAGACAGAUGGUUCAUGUUUAGACAUGAGUUCUCUCAAACUUGGGAAGGGUUACAAGAUUUGUUGAUGAGAGAAUUCAGUGGCCAUAAUGGGAUUGAUUAUCAUGCUGCAUUGGCGAGAAUGUCACAUAAUGGCUCAGUGGAGCAAUUCAUGGAUCAGUUUACUAAGCUUUCAAGGAGAGCUCCUGGCUUUACACCGCAACUCCUCUUGUCUUGUUUCUUAGGGGGACUGAAGAGUAACAUAAGAGCAGAUGUCAAGGCACUUAGACCAAAAAGUUUGUAUGAAGCAUGUGAGCUUGCUAAGAUUUUCGAAGAAAGAGAGCUGCAAAAUAGGGGGCAGUUGAGGAAUGUUUAUCCUCCUAGGCCUGCCACUACCCAAAAUGCAGUCCCAAGAAUCAAUGUUAACCAACCAGUACGAGCUCCACAACCAGUGGGUCUUGCAAGACCACAAGCCGCUCCUGCAGUUGGGAAUAAUGCUGGAGGCAACAGACGAUUGACUCAGGCCGAAUACCAAGAAAGGAGGGCAAGGAACCAAUGUUUCUUCUGUGAUGAACUCUUCAGACCUGGUCACAACUGCCGGAGAGGCCAACCUUUGAUGGUGAUUGAGGUAAUGCAGGAGGAAAUUGAUCUACAUGAACCAAACAACAAUGGGGAGGUAGAACAUGGGCACCCUGUAGUUGAGGAAGACGUGGACACAGGACUUGAGGUCCAUCUGAAUUCGAUGGGAGAUGACUCCAACAGCAACACCAUGCAAUUAAAGGGUUUCUGCAGCAAGAAGAAGAUCCAUGUUUUGGUGGACUUAGGGGCCUCCCACAAUUUUGUGCACCCGACAUUAUUAAAAAAUGUGAAGGCAGAAGUACAGGAGAUUAGGACAAUCAGAGUCAAACUAGCUGGUGGAGAAAUCAUGACAACUAACAAAAUGGCAAGAUUAGAGGUAAAUCUGCAAGGGGAGACAGAAGCUACAACAGCAGUGGUAAGUUGCAAGAAAAUGACCAGGCUGCUCAGAAAGGAAAGGGAAGCAAUUGUGGUACAAAUUAACAAUGCAUUCCAAACCCCUUCUAGUCCAGUAGUCCCAACACCUAUCCAGAAUCUCAAGUCUCAGUAUGCUGAGCUUUUUGAAACCCCUAACAAGUUACCACCUUCCAGGAAGCAUGAUCACAAAAUAGAGCUUCUACCUAACACCCCAGCAGUAAAUGUGAGGCCUUAUAGGUAUCCUCAUUUUCAGAAAGGGGAGAUUGAGAAAAUUAUCCAAGAAUUGCUGGACAGUGGAGUCAUUAGGCCAAGUGUGAGCCCUUUCUCUUCCCCUGUGAUAUUGGUUAAGAAGAAGGAUGGAAGCUGGAGACUAUGUGUGGACUACCGCAGCCUAAAUGCUGUAACUGUGAAGGAUAGGUACCCCAUUCCAAUGGUUGAUGAGUUAAUUGAUGAAGUUCAUGGGGCCACCAUUUUUUCUAAGUUAGAUCUCAGGUCUGGAUACCACCAAAUAAGGGUGAGAGAAGAAGACGUAGAAAAAACUGCUUUUAGAACUCAUUCUGGGCACUAUGAGUUCUUAGUUAUGCCUUUUGGGUUAACUAAUGCUCCUUCCACCUUUCAAUCAAUGAUGAAUGAGGUUCUCAGAGAACUUUUGAGGAAGUGUGUACUUGUUUUCUUUGAUGACAUCUUAAUCUUCAGUCCUUCAAUGGAAGAACAUUUGAAACAUUUGGAAAUGGUGUUUAAGAAAUUGUUACAGCACUCUCUGAAGGUAAAGGAGAGUAAGUGUUCUUUUGGGGUGCAACAAGUGGAAUACCUAGGGCAUAUUGUAAGUGGAGCAGGAGUGGCAGUUGAUCCGGCCAAAAUUGCAUGUAUUCAGCAAUGGUCUCAACCAAGGAAUAUUAAAGAGCUAAGAGGCUUCUUAGGGUUAGCAGGGUACUACAGAAAGUUUGUGAGGGGAUUUGGGAUCAUCGCAAAACCGUUAACAGAAAUGCUCACGAAGAAUGCUUUUCAUUGGAAUGAGAAAGGGGUACAAGCUUUUGCUGAUCUGAAGAAGGCUCUAGUAACAGCUCCAGUUCUGGCAAUACCUGACUUUACUAAGGAGUUUGUAAUUGAAUGUGAUGCAUCUGAUCAGGGCAUAGGAGCUGUUUUGUCACAAGAGGGCCACCCAAUUGCAUUCAUGAGUAAAGCUCUAGCUCAAAGGCACCUUGCACUCUCUGUCUAUGAUAAAGAGAUGCUAGCAGUAGUAGCUGCAGUUCAGCAUUGGAGACCUUACAUCCUGGGCCGCCAUUUCAAAAUUUACACUGAUCACAAAACUAUAGAGCACUUUCUCAACCAGAGGAUUACAACACCAUCUCAACAGAAAUGGUUGCUUAAGCUGAUGGGAUAUGACUAUAGUAUUCAUUACAAGGCAGGCAAGAACAAUGCAGUCCCGGAUGCACUUUCGAGAUAUUCGAACUUAGCUGCCAUGACUGGAGUGUCACAACCUGUGCAUACUUUUGUGAGGGAAAUACAAGAAGCUUGCACAAGAGAUACAGAAGCUAAGGAGAUUGUUGCAAAGCUGAAGGUGGAUCCUAAUAGCCAAUCCCACUAUUCCCUUGUCAAUGAACAUCUGCUGUAUAGAAACAAAAUUUAUGUGCCGGAGAUAGAUGAUUGGAGAAAAAGGAUCAUAGCCGAGUUUCAUGAAGGGGUGAGUGGAGGACAUGCUGGUAGGCUGAGAUCUUAUAAGAGAGUUGGAAGAAAUUUUACAUGGCCUAAGAUGCAAUCGGAUGUCAAGAAAUUUGUGGCAGAAUGUGAAGUGUGUCAAAGGAAUCACUAUGAAACAAUACUUCCACCGGGACUUUUACAACCUCUUUCUAUACCUGAGAGAGCUUGGAGUGAGAUUUCUAUGGACUUCAUUGAUGGACUGCCAAAAUCAGAAGGUAAAACUACUGUUUGGGUAAUUGUUGAUAAACUCACGAAGUAUGCCCAUUUCAUACCUUUGGCACACCCAUAUACUGCUGCAACCUUGGCGCAGAUUUUUGUAAAAGAGAUUUUCAAAUUGCAUGGGAUGCCUGAUAACAUCAUAUCAGAUAGAGAUCCCAUUUUUAUGAGUCUUUUCUGGGAGGCAUUUUUUGCGCUGCAAGGAACUAAGCUCAGUAAGUCUUCAGCCUACCACCCCCAGUCGGAUGGGCAAACAGAAAACCUGAAUAGAACCCUUGAGCAGUAUUUGAGAUGUGUAGUGGGAGAAAAACCACAAGAUUGGGUGAAGUGUUUGGCUUGGGCUGAGUGGUGGUACAACUCUGCGUACCAUACAGCCAUUGCAAUGUCACCUUUUGAGGCUCGGUAUGGUUACCCUCCUCCUCCUGUCAUACCUUAUAUCCCUGGAUCUACAGUUAUAGCACAAGCUGAUGAGCAACUGAGGAAGAGAGAAGAGUUGCUGGCGCUGCUGAAAAGGAAUCUGCAGCGAGCUCAAGCACGAAUGAAGCAUUUUCAUGACAAGAGGCACACUGAGAGAAGUUUUGAAGUUGGGGACAUGGUAUAUCUGAAGCUGCAACCCUACAAGCAACAUUCUAUGCAGAGGGGUGUUUUCAACAAACUAUCUGCAAGAUAUUAUGGUCCAUUUGAAGUGCUAGAGAAAAUUGGCUCAGUAGCAUAUAAGUUAAAGCUGCCACCCACUGCAAGAAUUCACAAUGUGUUCCAUGUAUCCCUCUUGAAGAAGAAACUUGGAGACCAGACCCCUGUUUUGGCCGAUCUACCUCCAAUAAUUGAUCCAACUAAUCCCAAGUGGGCACCAGCAGCUGUAUUUGGGCGAAGAAUGGUAAAGAAAGCAGGUGCAGCAGCCACACAAUGGUUGGUACACUGGAUAGGCACUACCCCGGAGGAAGCUACUUGGGAAUUUGCUGAAGAAAUGCAGCGCAGGAUGUGUAUGUGGGAAGAGGUAGAGAGGAAUAACCGAGAAGAGGAUAUGAAGCAAGCUCUACAUGAAAGGAUAGCUCUAAAUAAAAGCCUUGGGCAAUAUUGGGAUAACCUCAGGAAUGAAAACAAGAGGGCAUUGGUUAAGUCUUGUUUAAAUGCUGAGGAUUUACAAAAUUUUACUCGGGAGAAUACUCCUGUUAUUGAGUUUCUUACCAAAAUCAACCCGGAGGUUAUAUGGGAAUAUACUUUUCUUGCAUUUGAAUUGACUUAUUUUCAGUCGGGAGCUAGAUUCUUGGAGAUUGCUCAAUCUGAUACUCUCAAUCUAAAAUCCGAGAAGUUUUUCAGCCUUCUAGAUGGAGCGAGUGAGAGUACAUGGCUGUUAGGUGGAAGUCCUAAGGUUGAGCAUGUGUUAGAUCAUUGUAUGGAGGUUUUAAAGAAUGCAGGAGAUGGAGAUGUUAUCGCUAGCAGCUGUUUACGCAUAGAACAAAAACUAUUAGAAGGUUACAUCCAAGCAGAGGUCGACAAGGAUAAAACUAGAAACAGAAGGGCCCAGAAAAAGAAGGAGAGAUAUGCUGGACCAAAAAACCCACGUGUACAAGAUAUUUCUGGUCUGCUCAAUACAAAUACAGUUGACAACAGCACUAAGGGGGAUGCAAAAAUCCAAGAUGUGGUUGUUAACAGUGAUGUGGGUAAUCUUGAGGUAGAAGCCAAAGUUGUGGGUGAAGCAAGAUCUACUCAAAUUGAUGAAUUAGGCUCCCAGACAUUAGAUAUUGUAACUGGAAUGGCUAGGGAUUAUUGUGCAACGUCAUCAGAAUCAUUAAUUUCAGAGGAAGCUCGGCAAGGUGAUGGUGCCAGCAUGUUUGAACCACUUGCUCAGCCUGAUUCUGGAGAGGAAGAUGAGGACCAGUCUGCAAAAGAUGUAUCAGGAUCGGCUACUGCCAGAACCACGUCGCAACUACAAUCAUCAAAUGCAAAGUCAAAAAAACAGGAAGCAUCAGGUCCAUCUUCCCCGUCACCAGGUGUGUUCAGCUCAGUAGUGUCCUCCAAUGAACCGGGUGGGAGUUCAAGUAACCCUUCUGGAGAAGCUGCAGUUCCUCAAACUAUGGCCAUGGAAAUUAGGGCCGUGCAGGAUAUGAUGAAAAAGCUAAUGGAUAUGCACGAAAAAUUGCAAGAGCAGAUGGCAGUGAUGAAGGCUAUAGAGGCCGAUAAUGUUGCUAUGUGGGUUCAGCGUCUUGAAGAGUUUCCUAAACAAGUAACUGGUCUGAUCGAUGACUUUGUAAACAAGGACUUUGGAGUCAUGUUAGAGAAAAAGGUGAAAAAUGAAUUAGCUGAUAUUAAAGACGCUUUUGUUUGUGCAAACACUCCAGGUAUAGAGCAAACUCAGACAAGUGAAGUGCGAGAUAAAGCAGUUAAUCAAUUGGAGAAUUUGGUCGAAUCAAAACUUGAAGCUACUAUCACACAGUUUCGAACUUUGGCUAAACAAGUUCUUGAGGAUGCUCUCCGGUCUAUCAUGGAUUCUUCAAUGGCACCUUCCUUUCUGAGGAAAUGUAGAGCGACGCUUGAUCUGUUAGAAGCUGAAUAUUUGAAACGAAUUGGUUCUGCCCCUCGGAAGUAUCCUGUGCAUACGAAAUUGGUCAAAGAGUUAAAUCUAGCUUUGAGCUCCGCAAUAGGAUUGUCUCGAAAUCUACAUAGAGAUUUGAUUGCGGAACAACGCAAUCUUGUGAGUGAAGCAGUAAAGGUGAAGCUGUCAAGGUUGGUGAGCGAAUGCAAGUAUGAUGAGGCAUUUAGUUGUGCUCUAGAAAGAGAUAAAACUGAUAUCGGCCUUGUACCAUGGUUAUGUAGUCAGGUUGAUCUUCGGGACAUACUGGUGGUGCAAGUACAUAUUCCUUUGAGCAUAACUUCAAUUCUAAAGCUGCAAGUACGUCUCGCUGAAUAUUAUGAAAUAAAUCAGGAAGCCUGUGUACAGGGAUGGAUGGUUUGCUUGGAAAUCGCCAUGGACCGCAUCCAACAGAUGGCAUCGAUCAUAACAUCUUAUCGAAUCAACCAAGGCCGCCACGAUCUCCAGUGCUAAGCAAGCUAGUCUAUGUCAUCGUAUGCAUGUCAUUAACUGUGUAUUAAACUAUAUAUUCUUAUUUUGAUUGUGGUGGUAUCUAAUGAUCAAGUCUUGAUUAAAUUACCGGUUUCAAAA